UUAGACGAAGGUGGUGUGAACGUCUAGGUUCUCUUUACGACGUCCGUGCGGCAAGCACAGCGCGACGUUUAGCGGUCGAAAAUAAGGUGGCAGCGUAACGAGAGGAAUGUUUCUGUCAGGAGGUUCCACAACGCGGUCCAUUGUUUCCACCGAUAAAUGUUAUCGGCACACGCUAUCACUUUCAACUCUGCCACUACCUUUCCCAAGCUGUGUGCAGAUCCGGCCAUGGCGUCUGCUAGGUGACGCCCACCGGCUUCUUCCCAGGAUAUAUCAGAAUAGUGCUGGUCACGUGUAAGGUGCAUAAAUUCUCUUUGCCGUAUCGGACCCCCAUACGCGUACCCUCUUACGAGGCUGCUACGGUUUUGCAGCCGGAGGGUUUUCGCCUACGAUGGUGCCUGAUCGAGGACCGUCGCUUCUAACAAUGUCGUCGUUUCACACCCCACGUGUCUUAGCACUGUCGCUGGCUCUGCUUUUUCCUUUCAUCUCAGUCGCUGCUGCCGACACUUGCACUUUCGAGAAAGGCAUCUGCCCUCAGUGGGUGUCGACGAACUGCAGCCGAGAGGCAUGCUUCGAGGCUCGCAAGGUGGCCUCUAUAAAACUCGGACCAACCUAUGACCACACUCUCAAAACUGCGGACGGCUGGAGCGCUUACGCGUCGAAAGGAACAUCAAAACUUGGGCUUCCGGAUGCUAAACUGUCCCGAAAAGUUCAGGGACCUUUCUGCUUCACUGCCUGGUACCACCAGUCAGGCACGCAAGCUAGAAAGGCCUCAUUCAUCCGGGAUCACAAAAUGGCACCACGGAAAUUAUUUUACUCCACUCAGCCGGACAUGGCCGGCCGCUGGCAGAGAGUGCGGUACUCAGAGAAGAUCGCCGAGGAGUUCGAGAUCAUCAUCCGCUACAAAGUGACAGGGCUAGAGGAGAGAGGAGUGUUCGCUCUGGACGAUUUGAGCUUGGAAAAGGGGGAAUGCACUGAGCCAGCGGAUGGUUCAUGUGACUUUGACUGGGGUAACACCUGCGGCUACAACCUCGCAGACAACAGCAGCCGUUGGCAGCUCCUUCAAGAGCAACGCCGAGACAAAUUUUAUUCAGAGGAUUACAACACAGGCACGGAGCUAGGUGGCUUGCUCUACCUGGGAAUAAAGGGCAACAACGGAAGUGGUGUGAUAACGUCGCCAAAGCUGAAUGGUAGCGGUGAAACCCAGUGUCUUGAUUUUCAUUAUUACUUUCCUGGGUGGUACGAACACUCGGAGACGGAAUACCGCCUAGAUGUGGCUAUACAAGAAGGCUCGGAAAUGAAAAAAUUCUGGACGUGGCCUUCGCGCGAGCUGAUGAAGGGAUCAUGGACUGCGGCUGGCAUCUCAUUCAUGCAAGCAAACGAGUUCACGGUGAAGCUCCAGUGUACUAUAAGAGGACGCAGCAUCGCCAGGGCAUUCUGCGUUAUAGAUUCCAUCAGGCUUCGGGAAUGCCAAGGCAAGCGAGCUGAGGAUGAUGGCCUCUGCAACUUCGAGGAUGGCUGGUGUACCUGGAAAAACCGCGGUAUUCACGACAACGACCCACGUUGGCUGUUGGGUGGCGGUAACAUGAAAACCACUCUGGCAACGCCAGCCAACGACCACACAUUCGGGAACACCACAGGAUCAUACGUGUUCUUCAGUAACUUCGAGCAGAGAGCGGGAAGAAAGGCACAGCUUAUCAGCAAGAUUCUUUCCUGGAGCAACAGGAUAACGCAAUGCGCAGAGUUUUGGUACAUCAUCUCUGGAGAAAAGGGGACGGAACUCAAGGUCCUGACUCGCAACCCGUCUGACACGACGCGCAAUCAUCUUCCUCUGUGGACGCAGAACAGCGGCACGUCCUCAGAAUGGCAGCAAGGCCGCAUCGCUGUGCCCCACGGAAAUCAGGUGGUGUUCCAGGCAACAGUCAGUCCUCCCCCGACACCAGCGUUCGUUGCCCUCGACGAUAUCUCCAUUGUGCACCACGAUCGGUGCGAAACCCUUCCGAAAGGCAGUGAAGCCUUGUCUGCAACGGAGCUUCUCAGCUGCGAUUUCAACGACUGGAACUUGUGCCGCUGGUCGUCUGCGGUUGCAUCGAGGAAAGCUUGGACGUUCGGAGUCGACCCAUUUUCUGCCGUGGGCCCUACCUCGGAUCCGGAUAGUGAGAAAGGCGACGCAGUCUCCGUCACAGGGGCAGCUCUGGCAAGUCUUCAAGGGACUGUGACGCUUCAGUCGCCCAAUGUGGGACCCCAGUCGGAACUGGCCUGCUUCUCGGUGUGGUACCACAUGUUCGCCAGCCGGGGCGCGCGGCUCACGGUGACAUUGGAAAAAUCACCCUCGCCGGGAGGUGCGAAAAAACGCUUGCGGCUCCUUUCCCGACGAGGCCGAACCACAAGCGACCGUUGGUACAACGUGCGGAGGACAGUGAGUCUGGACGGCGUCAAUAACAAGAUGGAAAUCGCCGUUCAAAAUGCGCCCUCUUUGCGUAAAGACGGCUUGGUGGCUCUAGGACCACUUAAGUUAACCAUGGGGAAAUGCGACGUUCUUACUGACGGGCUAGGUUACUGUGACUUUGAGUUCGACACGUGCGGGUGGACAGCUGACCCCGCAUGGAAGAGAACGUUGUCCAAAGAAUCAGUUUAUGGCACGGAUGCGUUCUCGGGACCAUCAGGUUCUGUGUAUGCCAUAGUAGUCACAGCAUUCCACGCACCACGUGACGGUGCCUUGCUCACUAGUCCAGAGUGGUCAGGGCAAAGCCAGCCUCAGUGCCUCGAGUUCUGGUACGGGUACGGAGGAAGAACUGCCCCAAGUUUACAGGUGGAAGUAAAAGCGAAUGGAAAGAGUGAAGUUGUGUGGCAAAUGCCGCUGUACUUUACAAAGCACCUGAUGCUGGCACGAGUACAGAUCGUGCAAGAGAAAAAAUUCCAGGUGGUAUUCCGCGCAAAGUUUGGGACCGACGCGACUCAAUAUGUGGACUUGGACGACGUCGUCCUGCGACCAGAGCCCUGCGUCCAUCCAGUUGACUGCAACUUCAAUGACGGCGUCUGCGGCUACAUGAACGACUUCGUGGAAAACUUUCGCUGGCUCGUAGGAACGGGUCGGUAUGAGCAGCCUGGAUUACAGCCACUCGUGCCUCGUGCAAGGGAUUCACCUCCAUUCGCCUACCUUGACUUGACCGCGGGCAAGUCAGACCCCGAGGGUCCAAGUGUACACAGGCUCAGGGCGGGUUACGAUACCGUGCGGCUACUUAGCCCUCUGUUCGACGCUUCAAACGACAACACCCAGCUGUCCGUUACGUACUACAGGCGAGGACCAGAUAUAACCACGGCCAAUGUCUCCGUGUCCUGCUACGGAAAAGCCUCCGACAAGGCGCAGACCGAGUUGCAGUCCACUGUCGAAAUGCCCGAAGUGUCCCAGUGGACAACGCUGAACGUGACAGUGAAACGGGGUGCUAGCUGUCAGCUGGAGGUAAAGGUUACUCGGGGCCAAGACACCAACGGCACCAUGGCCAUCGCGUCGGUACAAGCCACAGUCUCGGAAACAGCUAUCGAGCGAAACGAGACAUCGGAUUCUCCCACUCACUGCACAUUCGAAGAUGGCACAAUGUGCGGCUGGAACGAGGAUGUUUUGUCGAAGCAAUGGUUGCUCAACGAUCCUUCCAACAAGCUUCCCGAGUUUCCGCGAUCCGACCACACCCUCAAAGCUUACAAAGGACGUUUCGUAUAUGUGAAGUACGAUGUUGACUACGACUUUGGGUCUCCUGUAUUUAAAAGUCCUGAAUUAGACGUUAACGCAACUGAAGGGGCCUGCCUCAGCUUCUGGCUGUUUGCCGUCCAUUCAAAGCACGUCAGCUUCACCGUGUGGUCAGGGAUUGAUCGGCUAUAUGUUGCCACCGCUCCCUCAAGCCACCAAUGGGAACACGUGCGGGUGAACUUCAAGAGGCCCGAGGGGAAAUUCAAGCUAUGGAUUGUAUUCUUUAUUAAGCAAGCCCUAGUGGCGCUGGAUGACAUAGAAGUAACUCAAGGAUAUUGUCCACAAAGAGACUUUUGCUCUUGGGAGCCAGGCUCUUCGUGCCCUGUGGCCCACGCUCCGGGCCGUUUUGCUACCUGGAGGCUCCGCAAUGGCUCGGAUAUAGGCUUUCUCGACCACACUCUGAAGAACCUGACAGGACAUUACCUGUACCUGAACACAACUGCAGUGGACUCUCACCAUCCAGUGUCCAGGGUGUUCAUGUGGUCGCGUCCGCCCACUGAAGCAACAUGUGUUACUUUCUGGUUUAGCGGCCAUGGAGCCCUGGGCCGUCUGAACGUGUACAGAUUCACGAAGGAGACUGUGCUACGGGACCCCCUGGUUUCUGUGUCUACGCCACUGACAGACGGCAGAUGGAUAGCGCGACGGGUGACCAUCGCAUCUAGAAAUAAGUGGAACCUCGUCUUUGAAGGCGUCGCUACCCCAGGAGCGACCAGGGCUUCCGGAAUUAUGUUAGACGACAUUGAGUUUCGUGAUGGGGAAUGCCCACCUUACGAAUACUGCACGUUCGAAGACGAAUGCCUGCCUUGGUUCGUUAAAACAAGUGGACCAGGCAAUGGGUCCACCUUUGAAGUGGAGCGGGCGGGAUCCUUCGACAAGCUGCCUCAAGAUCACACGACGCAGACCGAGGACGGCUACUAUCUUCUAUUCAAGUCCCAGGGCACCAAGGGAAAAAGGACGUCGUUGGCGUUGCGAGAGCCCCUGCUUUACGAAUGUGGAUCAUUAUGGUACUUUCUGCCCAAACUGUCAGAUGGGGUAGCGCUCUAUGUCGACGAUGAACAAAUACCCAACGGGACCAAUGUCUGGAAGCGUUACCAGUGGCGGGACGCAGCGACGUGGUACUUUACCAUUACUGCUGUUUCUGGAACGAAUGAAGAUGGCUUCGUUGCCAUUGACGAUGUGCUGAUCAGCGAGCAAUGUAAUCAAAUGACACGGUCGACACAGAGGUUUGAUUGUGGCAACCAGACUGUGACGAUAGAGCGCGUGUGUGACUUCGUGAUCGACUGCGCCAACGGCGACGACGAGCGGAACUGUGGGGACUGCGACUUCAGCGACGGCCUGUGCGGCUGGGUGGCCGACAGCCCUCUGAACCGUGGACCGACGGCAUGGCGUCGCAAGUCGGUAGGCGAAGUCGACAACUCGCCGCUCACCAAAGCAAACGCUAAGCGGAAUGGAUUUUACCUGCUGCUUCAUUCAAAUGCAACGAGGCCCACUCGAAGAACUACGCGUGCAGGCAUCAAUUCUCCAGUUAUUAGGAACACCGACAAAUUAUGCACGCUCACGUUUUGGUACAACUACAUUUUGAAUGGAACACGUAUGGACAUCGACCUGAUGAUGAGGGCUGGCGGGUAUGGUUUGCCAGUCUGGACUCUUAGUGCGCUGAGUGAGACCCCUGAAGAAGGAACCUGGAAUUUCGGAGCGGUCGAAAUAGGCCGCUAUCCAUCAGAAAUCAGCUUUUACUUCUCCGGGGUUCACUUUGUACCAGGGCGCUCUAUGUUCGCUGUGGACGACAUCCAGUACAGGGACUGUGCAUUGCCAGCUAAACAAGAAAACUGCGCAGACCUCCAAUUUCGCUGUGCAAACGGCGCUUGCGUGAUGAGCUACGAACGCUGCAACUACGUGGACGACUGCGGAGACAACAGUGACGAGCAGAAUUGCGGUGACCACCGACUGAGCUGCAACUUCGACACCUCCUUCUGCGACUGGGUGCCCCAGGCGCCGACGGACAAAACGAAAAAAACAUGGAGGUUGACACGUCCAUCGCCGUUCCUGUUGCACUCACCGACGAGAGACCACACAACGGGAACGCCAGAUGGGAAGUUCUUCAUGGUCGGAUCGCGUACAACGAUAAAUGCAACCAUCAUAGGUCCGACACUUGACAACUCGACAUUUUGCGCCGUUACGUUUUUCUACGCUAUGCAAGGAAAAAGCGAGCCAUCGCUCAAACUCGUAUUUCGCACAACGAAAGACGGACCAUGGAAGACUGUGUGGACUGCGCGAAAGCCGAGUGAUUUCUUUCACUUUACUGGCAUCAGCACAGCGUUCCCAAGCAGUGCUCCUUACCAGGUGGCGUUCAUAGGAGAACACAGGAUACGUGACAAGCAAGGUUACAUCGCUAUUGACGACGUCCAUUUUUGGGAGAGCUGCAAGACGUACUUCAAACGUUUACCAGCGACCCCUGUACCAACAACGCCACCAUUUACAUGCGGUGAAAAGGAAUUCCAAUGCACCGGUAUCAAAGAAUGCAUUGCAAAGUCGAAAGUGUGCGAUUUCAAGGAGGACUGUUCCAACGGAGCCGACGAAUCUCGAUGCGGGUCUUGCUCGUUUACAACGGACUUGUGCGGCCUGGAGAAUGAGGACUCGGGCGCGCGCUUCGGUUGGAACUGGACCAAAGCGGAAGAUGGCAAGAAGAAACAAGGCUUCCCGUCCACAGACAGUCGAUCAAAUGUGCAAGGAGCCUAUGCAGCGUAUUCGCUGCUUAACCCAGAAGUUCCACAAGCACAAAUGAAGGGUUUGGCUACGCCUAAGCUGGGACAAAUCGCCCACUCCUGCAUGGUUACAUUCUAUGCUUACCUUCCAAAUAGACCCAUAGCAUUGCUAAUGUUCGGGGUGCGUCCACCUCCGGGGAAGAACAACCAGCAACGUUCCUUGAAGCUUCUCGGCGCCGUUAGAGGAACGCAAGGGAAAGGUCAAUGGAGAAAGAUGUACGCAAAAGUCGGAAAUUGGGAUGCUGGAGCCAAGUUCGUGUACAUGGCUAACAUUCCUGGCGUGAGUAUUGACCGCCCAAGUUAUGACAUGUGCCAUCCAGACGCCCAAAGUGAAGGAAGGGAAGCUGCCGAGAAGGUAAGCUGCACAUUCUCCAAUCCCACCAACUGCGGCUGGUUCCCCGAGAACCAGGUCGCUGAUACCAAGUGGGUUCUCUACACUGGAGGUUCCUGGUAUCCUGGGCUUCGAUGGCAGCCCCCCUACCGUGAUUCACAGAAAGGAGCCUAUAUGUACGCUCGGAACACACUUUCCGGCGUAAGACUUGCCCACCUGGUUUCCGUCCAGAUGAGCCCUACUCCAGACACUGGCCGCUGUUUCACGUUUUGGUACAACAUGUGGCACCCAAACACUGGCUACCUGAACCUUAUACAGCGUGUGGGUAAUGCAUCCUACAGCCUGCUAUGGACUCGCCGGGGACCUCAGGGCAAGGAGUGGAGGCAAGGUCAAGUGCAACUGCACUCAGACGAGCCUCAUCAGCUUGUCUUUGAAGCCAUGCUCAUGCCAGGAAACCCCGGCAUGAUCGCCAUUGACAACUUCGUCCUCAACGACACCCGUUGCAACAGCGGCGAAUCUCGAGUGUGCAACUUUGAGUCGGACUCGUGCGGAUGGCAGUUGCACAACUGGGAACGUACAAGUGGACUCAGCAGCAUGUUGCCUUUAGUUGAUCAGUCCACUAUGUCACCCUCAGGAAGAUACGCCCUGGCGAAGGCCCCCGGCGGCCGCAUGGUGAGCCCUCAAAGCUGGUACGAUGCCAGUCAACAGAAGUGCCUCCGCUUCUGGUACUUCCUCGCUGGCUCCCGCUCAGAAUCGCUGAAUGUCACCCGACUGCUCAACGAAGGCCAAGAGGAGUCACUCUGGUUUGGUACUACAGUCAAUGGCAGAAGUCGAAACUGGUAUCAAGCCUCUGUUAACCUGGCCGUUUAUGACGAAACACCUACGAUCGUCUUCGAUGCAACGACCUCUGGUGACCCGGCGACAGCUGUAGCCGUAGACGACAUCACACUGGGAAAUGUGCCUUGUCCCUCCCCCGGAAGCUGCUCCUUCGAAGAGGAUAUGUGUAACUGGUUCAAUAACAAGGAUCUGGCCUACGCACGAUGGUAUCGGCACCGUGGUGCUACAGUUUCCAAUUCGACUGGUGUGCAGAAUGACCACACGUUGGGCACAACUGACGGCUACUAUCUCCUGCUCGACGCAGCUGACUUGGCAAGGACUUCAACUGGUAACCUGAAGAGUGAGAAUCUACCUCUGGGUCCAUCGGCGUGUUUCAAGCUUUACUAUUUUAUGAAAAAAGAUUCUGGAGCAUCGUUGACUGUUUCAUUCUUCGGUGACACUGGCCCCCCACGGACAGUGCAAGCCACUAAGCCAAGUCAGUGGACCCUUCUCUCCAUUGAACGCUCCGACCUUCCUCAAGUCUUCUCGGUUGUAAUCACUGGCCGGACUGCUGGUGGUCGUAGUGACGUCGCCAUUGAUGACAUCGACGUGCGCCGCGGCAAAUGCGAAGGGACACCGCUUACCACAACAUCUCCAGCACCCGAAACAACGCCUUCUGUUGAAAUUACGACACCAGUAGUUACGCAGCCGGUGUCUACGCCGCAGCAAACUACUUCAACAGAGCCAGCUCUUCUGACUACAGGAGUGGUAACUCCGGAACCAAUCACUAGUGAAUCUCCAGCCCCUCCACAGCCGAAGCCUGCCUUGGUAUGCAGUCGCAGCGAGUUCAAUUGCAGAGACGGUAGCACUUGCAUUCCGGCGGCACUGCUAUGUGAUGGCGUUAACGACUGUCCGAAUGGGCUCGACGAAAAGUGCGGAAGCUUCAUGCCAUGCAAGGAAAACGAAUUCUUCUGUGCUACUCGCUCUCCCAGCGCUUGCCUUCCGCGCUCUCUGCUCUGUGAUGGUCACGAGGACUGCGCUGGAGGCUCCGAUGAGUCUUUAUGCCGUGCGUGCCCACCUUACUUGUGCCUGAACGGUGCCAUAUGCGGAUGGACACCACAAGCACCAAGCCCUACCUGUGACUGUCGUCAUGGAUACGAAGGCCGUCGCUGUAAUUUGUUGGCCAGCAGCGUACCAGAAGCAGACAAUUUGACAGGAAAAGGUUCUGGAUCUGCUGCCGGCAUUGUUACAGGCAUAAUUGUUGUUUUGGCUAUCAUUCUUAUAGCCGCAGUAGCCACAUUCAUUUUUAUCCGCGGACGGCGCAAGGCACAGAACUCACCAGUCUUUCUCGACAAUCCUUCAUACGAUGCUUCAACUGAUGAAACAAGGAUCUUCAACUGACGGGCCAAGUUGCUGCAAGAGUACUGUGACGUGAUAAGCUCAUGGAACAUGAACACACUGUACAAAGCGAAGAGUUGACCUCUAUUUAUAUCGUUUAUAUGUUAUGUUGUUUAUAUGUUCGCACCCAAACAUACUCAUCAGCAGGAAGAAUAGAGAAGCCGGAGUAAUGCUGUCAACAUGUUACCUUCUUGCGCAAGUUCACUCGACGACAAGCUGCAAGGAAUAAAUUAUGUUUGUUUAUGGCAAUAAAAUAAAAGACGUAAAGUA
Dermacentor andersoni is the source of this 9325-nucleotide messenger RNA. Its product is annotated as MAM and LDL-receptor class A domain-containing protein 1-like. NCBI's taxonomy places the organism in Eukaryota, Metazoa, Arthropoda, Arachnida, Ixodida, Ixodidae. Gene Ontology annotation, molecular function: protein binding. The record is from RefSeq and is a predicted model, not a curated record. Gene Ontology annotation, cellular component: membrane.